AUGGGAGGCAACGCCUUCGCCAUCCCUGGCGCACGCCUCUCCAUCGCCGAGUACGAGGCCCUCCGCGUCCACCUCCUCUCGCGCCUCGACGCCUUCGAUCCCAUUGACGCGGCACCAUACCUCGGCUCCAAGGCGAGCCAUGGCGACAUCGACGUCUUGGUCGGAUGGGACAAGGCGGCGUGGGAGAGCGGCAAGGGCCACGGCAUGGGCAGGGUGAACAAGCCCAGCACGAACGAGACCUCGCUUCGCUCAGCCCUCGCUGCCGCGGGGGUUGAGGACGUCUCCCUCGCCACCCAGCGGGAAAUGAUCGCGGUCUGGUCCGACACGGUUGCCGCUCAGAUUGGUGGCACGCACUGGUCUCGCUCUGGGGGACAGGUGAGCGUCGCGGUUCCCCUCAAGGUUGUUCACGAAGCUGUGGAGCUGUACGCGCCCGGGAAGUCCCUGUCCGCCGCGGACAAGCUCUUCCGUGCGCCGAAGGAUAUGCAGUUCGAGGAGUUUGCACCCAGCUCCAGCUCCAACGGGGCCCAGACUACCGUUACCGCGGUCGCCUCUAAAUCAGGCCGCAAUCGCCUCUCGGACAACCACCCCUUCUCCGACCUCCAACCCAACACCUUCGUCCAGGUUGACCUCAUCUUCCUCCCUCCCGCCGGCGUAUCCUUCCAACGCUUCGCACACGCCUACGGCGUGACCAUCCUCCUCCUCUCCCAACUUAUCCGGCGUGCGAGUUCUUGCCGCGAUUUCGUGCUCCAAGGCCACCGGGCAGUUUUACAUUGGGUACCGUACCCCGGAUGUCCCAAGGCCGAAGUACACUUAACGCACGAGCCGAGCGCAUUGUGCGAGUACUUGGGCCUGAGCUAUGAGAAGUGGGGGAACCUCACGCCGGGUACGACUGAGGACUUGUUCGCGUGGUUCGCGGACUGUGAGGAGGACUGUCGCGCUGCCAAGGGACUGAGUGAGAUGGCCAAGUAUGGGCUUGUUGGCGGGACAUACAGACGGCAAGGAGGGAGUAGUCGUCUGUCUGCCCUCGAUGAGUUUGGAGACUGGUUGCGCCGGCAGGGGUGGGUGCCUGAGAAGAAGGAGGCGAAGGUUGAGAAGAGCCAGAAGGAGAUCGAGGCUGAGCCGGCCAAGGACGAGAAGAAGCAGGACCCGCUGUCAAGAGUUCAUCCGGACUCGCCGCGCCCGCUGCCGAGUCAUCAUGCCGAACUCGUUCGCUACUGGGGCAAGGAGGCCGAAUAUACUGCGGCUGUCGAGGCGAUUCGACCCUUCGCCGAGCAGCACUGGGCCGGUGUUGAAAAACGCAAGGCUAGGACGGAACGAAAGGCUGCCGAGGCUGACGCGAACGGCACGCUCGAAACCAGCGAUAAGGUCGGCACCAAGGAGCUCGUCCCCGGCUGCGCCAAUAUCUGCAUUGCAUCGUAG
Molecule: messenger RNA, 1419 nt
Organism: Cutaneotrichosporon cavernicola
Lineage: Eukaryota; Fungi; Basidiomycota; Tremellomycetes; Trichosporonales; Trichosporonaceae
Exons: 1
Coding region: 1-1419 (472 amino acids)
Source: RefSeq, a predicted model, not a curated record